Caenorhabditis bovis is the source of this 273-nucleotide messenger RNA. NCBI's taxonomy places the organism in Eukaryota, Metazoa, Nematoda, Chromadorea, Rhabditida, Rhabditidae. The record is from the annotation of a GenBank genome assembly.
AUGAGCAACAUUUCAACUACCGAUUCCUACACUUUCACGUUCAUUCUCAUAAAUGCUAAGAAACGAGCAGACGAUGCUUGCGAAGAAUUGAAUUAUCUUCUCAUUAGAAAUAAUCAAAACUUCACUCGUCUCGAUGAAUUCAACGCGUUGCACAGAAAUUUCGAAAAUCAUUAUCUCCGAGCGAGGAACACGUUGAACUGGGUGUUUCGUUUUUAUCACACCGUUCAAGCCUCGAAACACUCAAUUGCAAUGGAAAAUCUCGUCAAGGAUUGA